UUGUGGAGAUUGUAUGUCGUUCAUAAAAACGUAUCAUAAAACCAUUUAUUGAUACGAUUUAGAGGCCUAUUAAGUAUUAGGAACAAUAGUGUCAAUAAGCUACUAUGAAACAUUUACAUUUUGUUCCGAUAUUAUUGUAAUAAAUCAAAAAAAUAUUCAAUAAACUGCGGAUUGUUUUGGUUCCACUCACGUCUAUUGAUUUAUUGUAAGCCAGUGACCUGUUUUUCGUAUUUGUUAUGUGAAUCUCGUAAAUAAUUAAUAGUAAUAGUGAGAGGUCAGUGUCCGAGUAAUUAGUAAUGAUCCCUUGAAACUUAUCAGAGAGUGAAUAAGAAUGACAAGAGAACAAAUCAUUGAGUUUUGUGCCGUUUGGUAAUUAUUAGAUUAAAAUCUGUUAUUUCGUUAUGGUGUAUUAUCCACAAUGAUGACACCCAUCGAGGAGAGGAAAGAUGAAAAGAUCCGCACAGGCAUGGUGCAAGUGUCAGACGGCAAGUCGCGGCCGCGGCUGGCGCGGCUCGUCCUCACCAUGGAGUCGGUGACGGUGCAGAGGGAGGUCGUCAUACCCCCGCAGCCGCCCCGAGACAAGAGUGUGCCUCAUGCUAGGGAGCGUAUGGUCCAAAUAACUAGACAGAAAGUUGGCGGAUUGGGGCUCAGUAUAAAGGGUGGGGCAGAACAUAAGUUGCCCAUACUAAUCUCCAAGAUAUACAAAGACCAAGCAGCGGAUCAAACGGGCCAGCUUUUUGUGGGUGACGCUGUUAUUAAAGUGAACGGCGAGUACAUAACGGCGUGCAAGCACGACGACGCCGUGAACAUCCUGCGCAACGCGGGCGACAUCGUCGUGCUCACCGUCAAGCACUACCGCGCCGCCACGCCCUUCCUGCAGAAGCAAGCCGAUGGCGCGUCCGAUACGGACAGUAGUACGGGAGACGAGCACCCCUCUCUACAUAACAAGGUCGAUGCGAAUUGUAACAACGAGCGUCACGGCGAAACGAACGGCGGAUGGCAGAGCGCGUGGGGCGAGUGCGAGGAGGGCAGCCGGCCGGGCAGCGCGGCGGGCUCGGCGCGCGGCUCGCGUCCGCCCUCCGUCGCGUCCGACCGCCUGCCCGACGCCGCGCGCGAGUGGGUCGACGUCGUGUCCGUGCCUCUCAUGAUGGGCUACGUGACUCGGUACGUUUUUGGAACCGACAAGCUAAGGCCGGGUGCGUUUGAGGUGCGCGGCGCGCGGCCGCAGCAGAGCUCGGGCGUGCUGCACGUGGACGACCCCGCCGCGCUGUCGCACUGGCUCAAGAGCAUCUCCGACAACAUCACCGGCCUCACCAACCUGCAGAUGAAGCUGUUCAACCGGCACCUGGCGGGCGGCGAGCGCAUCGAGUACAUGGGCUGGGUGCACGAGGGGCUGGUGUCGGCGGCGCAGCCCUGGCAGAGCUACCGGCCGCGCUUCCUCGUGCUGAAGGGCACGGACGUGAUGCUGUUCGACGUGCCGCCCGCCAACGUGGCCGAGCUGGCCAAGUGCCCCGAGAGCCUCAAGGUGUACCAGACGAUGUUCCGCACGGUGAAGGAGAGCGAGACGGUGGACUGGCGCCAGCACUGCUUCCUGCUGCAGUCCAGCGCCGGCAGCCUGGCGGCGCCCGGCCCGCGGUACUUCAGCGCCGAGACGCGCCACGACCUGCUGCGCCUCGACGCCGCCUGGACCAACAACGUCGUCGCCUCCGUCGUGCGCCUCGGGAAGAAGACGUUUACGGUGGUGCACAUGGGCCGAGCGGCGGGGCUCACGCUGGACUGGUCGUCGGGCUUCUCUCUGAGCGAGGGCACGCCGGGCGCGACGCCCGUGUGGUCCUACAGGUUUUCUCAGUUGAGAGGAUCGAGCGACGAUGGCAAAUCGAAACUGAAAUUACAUUUCCAAGACACCGAAACAAAAGUGAUCGAAACCAAGGAGUUAGAGUGUCAGAUCCUGCAGAGCCUGCUGUUCUGCAUGCACGCCUUCCUGACGGCCAAGGUGGCGUCCGUGGACCCCGCGUUCCUGGCCUCCAUCCAGCACGCCCACUAGCGCCGCCCCUUGUACACUCUGUAACUAAACUCAUUUCCGUACGUUACCGUUUUGUAUUUGACUGGUGACAAAUGUCGGCUUGUAUUCUCUAAAGGUAACCGGUGUGUUUUGUUACACACUGUAUUAUCGUUUCCUCUGUAUGAUAGGAAAUUUGCUGUAAGUUUCUUUUUUUUUAUAUUGUUUCGAUAUUAUCGGAAAAUGACUUGGAAUCUAAAAGGCCUAAGUGUUUUAAAACAGCGAAUAUUUUUAAGACUAUAUCGACUCCUGUGAAUCUCCAACGUUUCUUCCAAUCUUUUAGGAAUCCUAUGUCCGUAGCGAUAAGGUUUAAAUUUGCACGUUUUUAUUAACACUAUGAUACUGUAUAAACUUUGUCAAUUUAUUCUUUAAAAGGGCGGUGGUCAUUCUUCACAGUCGCCUCGAUCUGAUUACUAUUUAAUAUAUGUUUUUGUGUCGAAUCUAAAUCUGAACCAUUUUAGAUCGUUAACAAUAAUUUCGUUUAAAAACCAGUAUUAUAUUAUUAAGUUAACAAAUACGUUCGGGACUUAUAGGCAAUACGCAAACCCGAUCAUGAUAUUACCAUUGUAAUUGUAUCGUAGGUUGUAUUUUUUUAUAAGCGGUUACUACAUUCAAAAACGGUUCGUUUUGCUCACGGAUGUAAAAGCUAAACUGACUUUUCGUCAUAAUCUACUAUCUGUUAGUCUUAGACUAUUUUGUUAUUAUUGAAUUACGCCUCGUAGGCGAAAAAAAUCGUUUCGUGAAUAUGGUAGCCGGCGAUUCAGUAUCUUUUAUAACGAUGAAUGUUUCUCUAAAUACUAGUAUUGGCUUACUCGUAUGUGGCUCAAAUUAUUAUUCUCAUCCGUAAUAAAGUUACACCAAAGAUUUUUAAUCGCUGUAAUGAUAGCUCGUGGUAAAUUUUCCAUUACGUAUUUCAUAGAGGCUAUAAUUUGACUGAUAUCAUUGUAAUUAUUUUUCUAGUGUUAAAUAAUGAUAGUAUACAUGAAUAUUAUCGGUAUGUCUCAAUUCGGUAUUUUAUACUUCAUUACUCGCGAACUACUGUACGGUGCAGUGCGUUUCUUAACGGUCGUCGGUACUUCUGUGUAUCCGGCUCUUGCAUUCCGUAUGGUUGCUUCGACAGUAGUCCAUCGUUCCGCGACAUUUAUCGAAAUCGAAUAUUUGAAUUCGACACGUAUAACAUUGCGCUUUCAUCAUAUCAUUAAAUUUAAGUAAAAUUAUAUUUAAAAAUCUUAUCGUAUUUCGAAAAUUCAACGCCGAAUUUACUUUGUUGAGGAUAUUUUCAUAUUUUAUAUCGAUCAGCCUGAUGCAAAAUGGCUAAAUAUAUAAUAGUGUUCGUAUAAUCGUAGUUUAUAUUCGUUUCUAUAUUAAUAUAUAUACAGUAGAUAGUGUUGCUCUUUUAAAAUUAUAUUUCGAGAUCGGUGGUGCGAAAUUUUAUCGACUGCGUAACCGUCUUAUAAAUAAACGUAAAUAUACGACGUAUUCCAUUCGGAUGUACAAAAAACGCGAUACGAUUAUCAUCAUCGUCAUCAGUACAAGUGAAGUCUGAAAACUCUAUAAUAAUACAAAUAUCGAUAUUAUUUAACUCGAAUCAAUCGAAUAUUUUAUUCGUUCGUCCAUCAUUAGUACAAAAAAUAAGUUAACGAAAUCAUAAACAAAAUUAAGUACCAAUUAUUGUCUUAACGUGUUAAUUACAUGAAGUUUAUAAAUAAGACGGUUAUCGGUUCUGUAGUUUGUAAGGACUUUUAUAUUCAUGAAUUAUUUUAAUUGAGGGAUUGUAUGUUUGGUUCCCAUAUAUUUGAUUGGAUAGAUUGCUAUAUUCCAAAAUGUCGUAUGUAAAAAUUGUGUACAUAAAAAGAAGUAAACGAAUUCUGCUCCUAGGGGUAUCUAUAUGGGUUGUGUCGUUACACCAUUGUUAGUCGACUACCACGAUUGUGAAUAUAAUAAUUUCACUGAAUAUUAUCAAGCUUCUUCUGACGGUAAUCGAAUAUUCUCCUAACAGAUACAUACUAGUAUAUGACUGAAUAUUUUGCCAAGAAAGAUUUAAGGCAGUUUUAAAUUAAACCUUACAGUUUCCUGACUAUUUUGCACUAACGUUCGCUACUGUACGCUAAUGGUAUUGUGUGUGGUCGUGUACUUUACUUUUUUCUUAUACUGUAUUAGUAUAAUAUCGAUAUGUUUUGAAGUAUCUAUGUAAACUUUAAAAGAACUUAACUGAAUUUUAUAAAAAUGUCGUACACUUUUUACUGUCGUUACUUUUACAUACGACCUUUUGCAGUUAUAGUUGUAAUUUAUUCUUAUAAAGGGCAAUGUUUUAUUUAGUGACGAGUUCUCUUUCUAGAAUGUUCUUGCAUUUUUUAUCAAUCUUGUUACGUAUGUAUUUACUAAAUCUUUGAUGUAUCUUAUUUAAUUAUUUAUUAUGUUAAACGAUAUAUUAGAAGUAGGUUAGUUAAGUCAAUUUUAAGGACCGCUCGCUGGACUUUAAACUUUCCGUAUAAAUUAGUUACCUCAGAAUGUAAUAGAAUUCGUCCCCUGUUAUAGGCAAUUAAUCGCAUAGACUUUAGGCAUAAACCGUAUUUUAAUAGAUAAUUUUCACUUUCCCUCUAAAUCGAUCGUUUAUUUUUGAAAAGCUAUUUCUCAGUCCCGCAUUCUGUAAAUUUCCAUAGAUCAGUGUUUAUACCAUAAAUAGUCGCCUUUGAUUUUACUUGAUAACUUUAGGUGAAUAAAAAAAAUGUGUUUAUGGAAAUGGUUCGGGGCGGAAUCAUAGACACAGAUAGAUAUUAAUGGGUGUGCGAUCUUUGUCGAUAUGUAAAAAGUCAACUUAGAAAUUCAUAAUGUUGGUGCGAUGAGAGUCAAUUUCAAGGCGUGCGUUACGUAGGAAAAAAACAUAAUGUGACUGUUUUGUGAUUGUCUCCUAAACGAACACAUUGAAACUAAACUAGACUAAAUCAUACUAAUUUCGUAGUGUCACAAAUAAUCGAAGUGUAUAAGUGUAUGCGUGUGUGCGUUAAGCUCUAACGCACGCACACGCACACGCACCCGGCGUAGGAGCGCGGUUCCGUUAAAAAGCCAAUUGAUAACCUUAGCUUAAUGACAUGUUAAUAUGACAAUAUUACCUAUCCUCGUGUGUCGUGUAACUGAAUCGAGUUUAAUGAAUUUACUCAGUAUUAAUCGUGUAUUGAUGUGAGAAUAGUUAUCUAUAAUACGUAGUUUCUUGUUAAAGGAAUCUGUCAAUUCGUUUUCAAUUAUAUUACUGUGAAUCAAUUAUUAGCAUCAAAUGAGUAGAGGGUAAACACAGGAUAGUGACGCUGCGUGCGUGAAAUUUAUGGUAAAAAACUAAAAUUAUGUUUGAUUCGAAAUGUUUGUAAGGUACAAAAAUGUUAUAUUAUUAAUUAUUCUGGUUUCACUUACUUUAAUGUCUAUAAGUUAACCUGAACUGUGACGUUGUGUCCCUUCUGUCCAUACUCACACGGGCUCAUUCAUCAUUAAAACUGGAACACAAAAAUACUAAGGAAAAUUUGACGGUAAAAUAUAUAGUGAGCGGUACCUAGCCAGACCGGCUUGGACAAAACCUUACCGCCAAUUUAUGAAGUUAUUGAAACCAGAAUAUUUGAUAAUGAUAAUAUUAUUUUGAACCCUUGCAGUUCUUAAAUAGUAACGAUACAAUCUGUUAACUAAAAGUAAGUUGCAUAUUAUGAAAAUAAUGAUUCUUAAACGUUCUUUAAGUGCAGCUUGUUGUGUAGUAUUAAAUUCCGUAAAGGGUGAAUAUGACAAUCGAUAUAUUGUGGCCUUUAACGGAAUUAAGGGCCAAUGUGUUAGUCAAUUUAGAGAAAAUACUCAAGACUGAACUAGAAAAGUGAAUUCUCAUUUGUUUUAAUGUCUAAUUUCAACGAAAAUCUCUCUAAAUUGAAAUGUAGCGCGAUAUUAAACUAUUAAAUACAACGACCAUCCAGUAAUACAAAAAAAAAAUUAUAAAAAAAAAUUACAUUUAACAUUAAUAAUAUUCUUUAAUAAGCUAAUUUUAAAAUUUAUUAAAGGAAGUUUUUCGUAAUAUUUCAUAAUUAUUUUGAACCAUAAUUCGAUUCUGAAACUUACCUUGCGUGAGUAAAAUUUUCUUGUUAAUUUAGGUAACUUGAAAACGGAAGUAUAUUAUCCUUUUAACAAACAUAUGCGACGGUUUAUUUCAUGAUCUUCAUUGAACAUCAACGUAUGCGUAUGCUAAGUUCGUUACUAAUUUGUAAGUGAUUCCGGUUAAAAUAAAUGGGACCACUGUUAUAAUAGCAUCGCAGCAUCAAACAGUCUUAGUUCUUCAGUCUGUUCUCUAAUAUUGUAAGGUUUUAAACGUCUUUUAACUUUCCAAUAUGACGAUAGAAAUGUCGUUAUUGAUCUUAUAGUACCGAUUCUCUUGUACACAAUAUCUUAACAAAAUAUUGCAAUACAAAAUCAAUAGCAUUUUAUUCGAGACAAAUGAAUCGAUUGUGUACAGCAGAAUUGAUACCACUGUCCGUCAUCAAUGAACAAUCCUGUGCUGUUAGUAGUAAAGUGUCUAAGCUACAGUUUGGUAAACGUCAGAGAUGACGUCAGAGAUGACGUCAGAACAUCUCACCCGAUUGUCUAUUACAAUGGAUGGAUCCGUUUUCAUGUUAAUUAAUUUCUCAUUUAUUUCCGAUGCAACUUGUGUGGUGUGAAAUGAUUGUAUAAAACGAUAUUGUAACAAUUCUUGUACUAGCUAGUUGUUAAUGCCUAGUUAUUUAUGACUAUUGUUGAUUAUGUAACUAAAAUGUAUCCAUUAGUAAAAUUUUA
Messenger RNA from Vanessa atalanta (red admiral), 6859 nucleotides. RefSeq names its product gamma-1-syntrophin (gene Syn2). NCBI's taxonomy places the organism in Eukaryota, Metazoa, Arthropoda, Insecta, Lepidoptera, Nymphalidae. Bases 419 to 2044 code for a protein of 541 amino acids. The transcript is spliced from 12 exons. The record is from RefSeq and is a predicted model, not a curated record. Gene Ontology annotation, molecular function: structural molecule activity; protein binding. Gene Ontology annotation, cellular component: dystrophin-associated glycoprotein complex; intracellular anatomical structure.